UGAAAGCAAAUACCAAAUCGUGUGGCUUUGUGAGACUCUGGGUCCUACCAGACUACCAUAUUGGUCCCCAGAUAACUGCUCCUACAUCAUCCGCCUCAAUGCCAACCGUCACGCUUACACCAGCCAUCCUGUCAACACCAGCAGUCAGGACUACGCCAGCCAUCCCGUCAACGCCAGACAUCAUGACUACGCCAGACAUCCCAUCAAUGCCAGAUGUCACGACUAUGCCAGACAUCCCGUCAACACCAGCCGACACGACUUCGCAAGCAAUCCCGUCAAUGCUAGCCAUCAUGUCAACGCCAACCAUCCUGUCAACGCCAGCCCUCACGACUACACCAGCUGUUGAGAUUGACUAUGAUUUACAGAUUGACGUUCCAGAAAUUCAGAAUGCACAGAGUGAUUCCCUAUAUGAGCCAGCUGGGACACCCACGGUUCUCUUUCGACGUCAACAGACUGUCUUUGACAUAGCCAGACCUAGCCGUAUAACAGAUACUGCCAGAGAGCGGCUCCAACAACUAGCCAGUACGUGCAUCACCGGUCCCAUUACAGACCCUAUGCUCCUGGAGGUGAGACGAAACCAUGUCAUAAAAGACGCCCUAGGCACCAUACGGUACUCACAAGAUGACCUCAGCAGCAAACUCCAGAUCAAGUUCAUCGGUGAGGCGGGUGUUGAUCUCGGUGGUCUCCGUCGCGAAUUCUUUUCCAUCCUUGUAUACCAGUUCAGCCAUUCAGCGCUGACAUCAGGUUCUCCUGGGCGCCUCUCAUUCAGGAAGAACUAUGUGGAGCGUGAGAAAAACACCUUUUUCUACCUUGGCCAGCUGGUGGCUCUGUCCAUUCUCCAAGACGGUCCAGGUCUGCCUGUGUUUGCUGACUGUGUGGUCAAGAAUAUCCUCGACAUCAGAACCAAUUGUGUGAAUCCAAAUGACCUCAAUCCAGAGAUGGUAGAAACACUUGAAAAGAAGACACAUGCCUCAUCAGACAGAGAGUUACAAGAGCUGUAUUUCAGCAUUUACGACCAGCGAGAGGCAGCAGGCUUCAUCCUCCCGUGUAACUCAUUAAAAAAAGACCACAUCCCCCUUCUGCAGUCCGCCCUUGUGAGCAACAUGGUCCUGGAUUGCAGAGAUGAACUGGACCAGUUCAUUGAAGGUCUACGAACUCACAAUGUGCUGACAUUGGUGAGGGCGGAGAAGCUGUGCUGUCUCUUCAGCGGUGGGAUGCCUCCAGUCACCGCUGCUGAUAUCAGAGGUCUGCUUAACUUCAAGUACCGUCAGGAUAUCAACCGGGAGGCUGACCGUGCAACUGGCCAGCAGUUUGUAAGAUUUAUUCAGGCGACGAAAGGUGAUGGGGCAACCAUCAACGGGAUUACCCUGAAGCCACAUGAUGUCCUCAUGUGGAUGACGGGAUCAUCAGAAAUCCCGGCUGUGGGUUUCCACAAGCUAAUUGACAUAGAGUUUGGGUUGGAGGAAAGGGUCAACACAUGUGCACUAUGUGUAACUCUCAAGCAUCUGACGCCGAUGGCUGAGGACCCUGUGUUGUAUUUCACUGAUCGUUUAAUUAAAUCAUCAAUGUUUUGUGCUAUGUGA
Molecule: messenger RNA, 1583 nt
Organism: Dreissena polymorpha
Lineage: Eukaryota; Metazoa; Mollusca; Bivalvia; Myida; Dreissenidae
Exons: 6
Coding region: 99-1583 (494 amino acids)
Molecular function (GO): ubiquitin-protein transferase activity
Source: RefSeq, a predicted model, not a curated record